Messenger RNA from Phlebotomus papatasi, 5685 nucleotides. RefSeq lists its product as uncharacterized. The record is from RefSeq and is a predicted model, not a curated record. NCBI's taxonomy places the organism in Eukaryota, Metazoa, Arthropoda, Insecta, Diptera, Psychodidae. The coding region runs from base 311 to 1546 and encodes 411 amino acids. The transcript is spliced from 7 exons.
AGUCGCAUUCGGCGCGAAUGAGACAGUUCUUCUGAAGCAAUCGAUUGGAUUGCUUCAGUUGGCGUCUCUAGGCAAGGAAAAUACAAAGUGACCAAUUUCAAUUGCAAUUCACUCAAUUUGUCCUGGCUAAAGGGCUUAGUUUGAAACUUUGUAAUUAAAUUGUGGUGCAUCAUGGAGGAAUGUGGGGAAAAGUUGAAUUGACGGUGGAAGGGUGAAGGAGGAUGAGAGAAAAGGUGGAUGCUGUGAGGUGUAUCGAGGGACAAUGAGAGUGUUACAGGAAGUUAAAUAGCUGAGAAAGUGAGAAUAAAAGAUGAGUGUGGCCCUUGCGAGCGGAAAUAGGGGCAGUCGUGUGAGUCCUUCGCCUGCUAAGGGGACAACUGCUGCCUACACUGAUACGGAAGUGACUCCAAAUGUACUAGCCAUCCCCCUGUCUGCCAUUCAAGCCAAUACCACAGAGCCACGAUGUGGUCCUCUUUCGGGUGGUGCCCCCUCUGCGCUCUCCUCCAUUUAUGAAGUAGAUGCACCCCAGCCACUUGUCGAUCGUCGACCGUCAGUGUCCCUGCUCAAAUGGGGCUCCUCCAGGCGCUACGAAGUACCCACACCGACCAUACUCCGGCAAGUGACUUUUGGAAAUGCAGCAAAUAACUGCGGAACAGUGGCUCACAAUGGUGUACGAACGGAGCCAAUAUCUCUGGCCACCCUUGACAGAGAUUGCUUCAUAAUCCCUAUGCAGUCACUCAAUAGAUUCCUCCCAGACGGAAUUCCCCUUCCCGUGCCCAGUGAAUCGAGCGAGAAACAAUCUUCAGGGCCACUAAGUGUGUUGGAGGUGUCAGAUCCUAAAUUAUGUAUCUUGGCACAUUUAAUGAGCCCCUUGGAGCCAAUUGAUCCCCUUCUGGAGUCACCACUGUCGCAUCCUCUGCUCAAGCAACGUUCUGUAGCGGCAGAACUUGUAUCUGAGGUGCAACAGUCUAACUCAGCAGUUGGAGGAAUGCUGCUGGCUAACAUGGAGAAGAAUGCUGAAUUCCCUUUUAUUGCAUACUACGUGAUCAACACAACAGUUACGGAUCCAUCGAAUUUCUAUUCGGGCGUAAGAAGUUCAUCCUUGUGCAAAUUUGAACCGAAGAAUUUGAGAUAUACAGCUGCCCACACGUUAGACCUUUACAGCGAAGUGGCAUCGAUAUGUCGGCCACCACUUGUGCUGACUACCAAUGAAAUAGGAGCUUUAAGGAAAUCCCAAACACCCUCAACAGGAUACAUUAUAAGUGUCUACAAGGUGUUUGAAGGAGACGACGGUGAACGUUUUGAGAGGAAUUGGCUUUAUUGGACGGGUGCACGAAUGCUCUACAGAUAUUUGCCAAAGACGGCUGGCUUGAGGCGAAUAGCUCUGCACAAGAGCACUUCCUCGAAAGGUGAUAAGAUGUAUUUGCUCGUGUGCGAAUGUGCUGACCUGCUGAAGGACAUAUCGGCUGCAGCGUUCCUAAUUCCCGCCCUGAGGGCUCGUCUCUGUGGCUACACAGGACUCUAUCGUCCAAUUCAAGCAUUCUAGAUUGGGGCAAGUAAUGCCCAUUUCUUGACGCAAAGUGUUCACAAAUGACGACUUUUUUUUUUAGUUUUAUCACCAAAUUUGCAGGUGAUAAAUUCAAGAAAAAAAAACAACGUAUUUUUCCUAAGUAGAAAUAACAAGGGUCACCCAGAUGGUACCCAUUAAACAUAUCUCAAAAACAACUUCACACACGAAACUUUCAAAUCGUAAAAUAAAAAAAUAUAUAUAUUUCUAAUAUAGGACCACAGAGAUAUCAAGCAGUUUUUUCUUCGUGAUAUUCUUGAAUCUUACAUUAAUGCAAUUUCUACUUUUGUACACGUUCCACAGCCCCAAAAUAAAUGGCAUGGAAAAUUUUUAUAAUUAUAGCUAUUGAAUAGAGAGUGCACUUUUAACGAAAAAUAAAAAAAAAGAAUAAGUAGAAAGUUUUUUGCCUUAACGCCACAUCUAGAAUUAAAAAAAAAAACAAAUCUGACAAGAUCCUUUUUUUUAAUGGUUAAAGUAAAAAAAAAGCGAAAGAGAUUAUCAUUCUUUCGAUUAGUGUAAUCCCAAAUGAAAACCACAAAUUGUGAAUUUUUCCUGUGAUUUAUAAACCACAUAAUGUUCGUUUCACGGUAGAUAAAUAAAAAAAAAACGUUUGAUGAAGUUCUCUCUCUCUCUCAUAGAAUUAAUGACAUGUCACUAUAAAUAUUUUUGUAACGUGUCUUUUAUCUGAAAACAUUAUUAAAAUUGUAUCUUUCUACCAAUAAUUACAGAGUUAUUGAAGCUCAAGAAGUUUUCCUGAUAUGAAGAACUAGUAUUGAAAACGUUUAGGCCAUGUUUGACGUUAUUAAUGCCAAUUGGUUUCACAAUACUUUUAUUAUUUAUCUUUUUUUUUUAAACAUCGUACUCGCGAAUUCGAGUAUUUCAUAAAUCUGCCCAAAAUAGCCUGGAAAAAAUACUUGGAGUAAAAAUUAAUAUACAUUCAUUAUCGAUUAAUUAUUACCGGUUCGUAACAUGGACUUCAAACUAGAGGUUUGGUCCUGUUUCCGAAGGUCUCGAUUUUUUUUAAGUGUAAUGGAUAGGCUACCCUUAGUAUCCAAAUAAGACAAAAUUUUCACCAGAAUCAUAGUAAAUUUAAGCCAUAUACCCAAGAGACAAAUUUUUCCUUAUAUUGUCUUGUAGAUUUCUCUAAGUAAGGCGUUAUAGAACCAAAAUUCUUAUAAUCUGCUUAUAGUGUUCUAGAUUCCGUUACUGAGCCCAAUAAAGAGAAAGCCUACUACAGGAAUUUCAACACAAAGUUCUCAUUAAAAGUCUUUUAAAGGUGUAUCAAGACUUGUCAAAUUCUUAAGACAACUAUUUUGCUUCAGGAACUUUACAACUAGAGACCGUCUAACCGUUUGGACGUACUCCAAUUUUAUCGGACAUUUAAGCACCCAUUAAUGCAAACUCGUCUCAAAUAGCUGGAAAAUUUGCUUCCCAAAGCAAUUUUAUCUGUUGACUUUGGAAAUUAGUUUUAAAAAAGAGGUAACACAUAAAUCUUUGGUGUAAUAGGUACCUUGCUUAUCCGAAUUUAGAGAGGCACAACUCAUUCUGAGCCAUUUUUCAGCAGGCAGGAAAAAAUAUGCAAUUGGUUUAGAUAAUUAUCUCAGGCAAAUGUCUGGAUAAAAAUUUUUUAUUAUCCUAUAUUAUCACACUUGCACAUUAAAAUUUUAAUGUUAUUCACAUCAGUCGUUGGUAAUGAGCGUCCAAAAUGUGUUUUGAGUCACUUAGGGUAAGUGUGCCAAAUUUCGGCCACUUUGAGUGUAAUUUCGGCCAAGCAAAUAAAUUAAUUAAAAUUAUGUAUGUAAUCUUCUAAUAGUCAAUGAAUUCAUUUUGCUUUUAAAUAUUUAUUCACUUUAGGAUGUAGUAACAUAAAGAUCGUUAAAUUUUAGGUAUAAUUUGAAUUUAAAUUGUGUUGUAAAAACUCAGUGUAGAAAGAGUCUUACAAAAAAUGUGACAGAUCGAUUGUGUUUCUAGCAAUCUUGUAAUUUGUGGUGAAGUGCAGAAGGUUUUCUUUCGGUGUUUUUCAUGAAAAUUAAUUAGUUUUCAUUAAAGAUUGUUUCUGUGUUAAUAGUGAACCAAUCUUUAAAUUUCGGGUAAAAUUUCCCAGCUGGAUCCUGUAUUUCGUGUAAAAAAGUAGAUACUUUGUGAGCGUCUCUCCGGUGAGGGAGUGUUGCCUAUUCCGGCAACAUCUUUUGCUUUCCUAAAUUUCUUAUUCAUUUUAUGUUUUUUUUUUCAAUUUCUGAGUUCUACAAUGUUCAUAGAAAAAACCAUAGCUUCUAUGAAAAAGAUUCUGUGGAAAAGGCCUUGGAAGAGUUCAGGAAGGGCAAAUUGCUACAGGAAUCUGCGCGUUAAUUUGAGAUGCUACUCUUCAGGUCUUUAGGACAAACUACACGGAAGAUUUCAGGGCUUGUGGGUCAUAUAAACGUAUUAAACUAAAUAUUAAACUCGUUCCGUUUGACGUUUUUAAAUUUUCUACCCGUAGCGUCACAAAAGGUGGUCAGAAAAAAGGUGGCCGGAAUUUCACUCAAAGUGGCCGGAAUACUACCCAAAGCAAUGUCCACAUUUUUAUUAAUUUUUCAAUAUUUUAGGAAGUGAUUUAAAGAAAACAAAGAUGAUAAACUAGUUUUUAAGGUUCCACAAAACUGUCCUGAAAAGGAAGGAACAAGUAAUAUCAAUUUGAAUUCAAAAUAUUGCAUUUCAAACUUAGGACUUCGGUGCUUAUUUGCAACUAUGCCGAAAUUUGGCACCUUACCCUAAUAUUUAUUUUGGAUUUGAUCGAUUAUUCGAGUAUAUUUGAUCUGCAGAAAUAGGCUUCAAUUGAAAUAAAGCAUAUUUAAAAUAUACUGGGGGAGCAGUCGGAGUAGUAAACAUAGGAUACCUAUAAACACUGAUUAUUCCGUCUACAUUACUUGGAGUUAUGUUGACCAUUUUUCCAGUGGACAAGGAUCCCUCAUCUAUGAAUUCACAUAGGUCUUGUCCUCUAAUCUCAAUACCUAAUUAAGAAAAGCUCAAUGUUUAAAACUACCCCAUGUUUAGUACUGCCCCACAUUAAUUAAUCCCGCAUUAAUUUUUCGCAUUAAUUCUGUAACUCAAUUUAAGCCUUAUUUUCGUGGGUCAAGUCUACCUUUUUAUCAAGAAGUAGAUGAAAAUCUAAAUAUUAAAUUAUUAAAAGACAUUUUACAUUUGUAAGCUCACCAGCGCCAAUUAAUUUAAAUCACGAUAAAAUUUUAAUGUGCCAAUGUCAUUGCCACCGUUCUAAUUUAAUUUUUUGAGCAGAAUUAUGGCUUACGCAUUAGUUUUAGUGCCUUUUUAUUCUUAAUUUCGCAAGUAAGCAAAAACAAAAGAUUUUUUUGAAAAAUAUUUCAAAUAAAAUAUUUUAUAUGUUAAAUGUUUAAAAAUUUAUGAAAUUUCCUAAAUAAAUUAAAAUCAUUGCAAAAAGAACUAGUUGUAUAUUGAAAAGCUAUGCCAAAGCCGUUCUUAUGGCGUAGUUCAAUUCAUUGGUUUUCAAUAUUUUACGACCGGCUGAUGCAUAUUAUUGUUUAUUUUUUUUUCAAACUAUUAAAUACGCAAAAUUAAACUUGCUUCAUGAGCUGUGAAAAUAUCGCUUAUUUGGUAUUUUCGAUUUAUGGUACUUUUCUGAUUUUUUUUUAAUAAUCCGGUAUUAUUUAAACAACUUCAAUCGCUAUAUUUUUUGUAGUAAAACUAUAUUUUUACCAUCAUGCAGAAUAUUUAAUAAAAUUACAUCCUAUAAAACCGAUUACCAUGUCACGGCGAUUUUUGGGCAGAACUUGCAUAAUGCUGAAGACGAUAUUCAGUCAUAGCACAAUAUUGUCACUUACUUCAGCUCUCAUAAUUCAGGUUAGAAUAUCAAUAGGGGAGGAUGGGCAGUUUUACGUAGUUAAUUGAGCUGUAUGAAAAUCAAUAGUGGGGGAACCUUGUAAAAAUAAGUAAGUCGUAAAAGUCUUGUAAAAUCUUGGUAUCCUAAAUAGAAAAAUAAUCGGCAUAUAAUUCCUAUAUAUUAACAAAAAGCAUGAAAAUCGUAAUUAUUUUUUUUUCACCUAAUAGAUAAAUAAAAUAUUUUAAAACUGUUUGGAGAGAUAUACGCAAAAAUGAAAAAGAAA